AUGCGUCAAUCAAGCAAGUGUCGAGAAAUCGAGUCGAACCCUCCAAAUCCCUUUAACAAAGUAUGGGCAUCAUUGCUGGAGGAUUAUCCAAGGGCUUUGUCUCAAUAUGGCUAUAACAUUGGACUUGUUAAUCGGCAGAGAGUUAUAAAUGUGUCGCAGCUUCUUUUUGUUUAUUCCCUUGGUUCGCAGCCAAUUUUGGCUGCUGUUAGGGCCUCUCUCUAUGAUGCUGGAAGUGUAGUACCAGGAGGUUGCGGCGUAGGUUCAACAGAUCGAUUUUCCGCAUCGACGAUUGUCACCAGCUGGGAAGCAAAGAGUAUUCAUGCAGCAGACACUACUUCAAGUACCACAUCGGACAAGUCGCGAUGGUUGACAUCGACGCUUCGAUUCUAUGCUGCCUCCCCUCCACAAGGUUCCGCAGUUACGUGCAUCUCCGAAUCUCAGCCAAAUGCGUCAUUUAUUAGCAACCUAAUCUACCACAUCUAUCACAUCCCACUGGUAACAAGUGGUGGUUCCGGUGCAACUUAUGUUAAUCCUUCCGCAAGCGAUGUUUUAUCUGUGCUGAAUCGCCUUUCUUCUUAUGGAGAUGCGGCGUUGCGUGGAAAUCUCGCUGCCAGUAUCAAUUCCAGAGAGCUAAAACUUUACGACGACAACAGUUAUGAGAUUAAAGUCACACGACAUCUUGGAACUGCUUCUGUUGUAAAUGUGAUUGCCGAAUACAGGCUGGGUUCUCUUUCCCAAACUGAGAGUUCCACUUUUGCCGCCUACGCACCCACCGUUUUAUACACUUGUCCUCAUAUUGGCAGGCAAUCAGUCUUUCAAAUUAAUACCAAAUCUGAUCAAUUAGCGUGUGAUCUUGUUUCUGAUCCUUCGAUUGGAACUCGAAUCAGCAUUGGAAUUAUUUUUUUGGCGGCCUUACUGUACGCUCUCUCUGGUAGCCAUUUUGUGUGGUUACGUUGUGGCGUCUCUAUUGCAAUGUUUUCAUCGUUCAUUUCUCUCUUGGUUUUCUAUCGGUAUUUCCACCUCUCUGAAAGUGCAUCCCACUUGGUCGUGGCCAGUUUGUUUAUACCAAUUUCCAUUAGCUGCUUGUUAAUGCUUCUAAUCUAUUGCUGCUGCAUUCGAAAAUCUUACGUGCAAGACACAGUGCCUCUAUCCCCGAGUAUAUUUCAUCCCCUGAAUGAGCCGCAGCCACCAUCUUACAGCAACUACGGGGCAAUAGGAGAUAUGGGUGAUGGAUGGGCUGAUGUUGAUCCCUUUUAUCCCUCGCUUCUCUCUCACCGUGAAUUCCCUAGAACCUACUCCAAUUUCACAUCUAGGACGGGCGAAGGCAUUUCUACUACGACUGCUAUACUAAAACGUACUUUCUGUUACUGUUGCCAUGGUAGGCGAUUAAAUCAGUAUCGGUUGUGGCGACUGGCAAGACUGGUUCCCGUACCCUCUGCUGCAUUGCUUCUUACUUCCCUCUUUGUGGGCCUGCUCUUAGGUUACUUUGAUGCCCUGAAAAAUCCCACGGGGCAUAUGUGCUUCUUCUCAUUAAUUUACAUUGUGCUAAUUGCACUAAUGUCUAUCUACAAAAAUAUGGCAUUUGGCCUGUCGGUUGCACUAACUGGCCUUUAUGUCAGCCUUACUUGUGUUGCCCUACUAUUUUUCCCGAAUUCUCUACUGCCUUACAUUCUGGUGGAUGAGUUUCUCAUUUUAACAUGGCCAGAGGAACGUCUCAGUGUUCUUGACAUCUCCGUUUACGGUAGAAAUGACACAAUCCUCCUAGUUGUGUGGCUAGGCGGAAGUGUAUUAACAGGCCUUGCAACUUUGUGCACCCUCCGUCUGAGCGACUCUCAAGAUCACAAUGCUUGUCGUGGACAGGCAACAGGAACGCUACGAGAAACGCUAACUGGAGCAUCUGCUGGGGUGGUAUUGACACGAUCAUCAAGAUUGUCGUGUUGGUGGCUGUCGAGGCAGCGUUUGCUUCGCUGGUUUCGUCGGAGGCGGAUGCGAAAUAGCGGUCCUUUCAUCUGCAACGAGUUGGAAAUAAAUGCAAAUAGGAGGAAUGAGGAGGGUGUGGCGUCAUGCUACGAUGUCUUUGAGCCGCCGUUACCCUCCAACUUUUCCGUGGGGGAAAAUAAUCCUCAAACCAGUACUACAUGGCCACCUCAGCCCUUCACCAGUCGACCUUUGGCCCCAGUCCUCUCUACAGAGCGACGCGUAUUCCCUGACAAGCAACACCUGAUAUAUGGCGCCACAGUGGAAACUACGCUUCCUCCUCCUACUCCUCCUCUGGUCCCAAUGAGUCGCACUCAAAUGGAAGCGGCGGUGGCGGCCCUCUCAGUGGGACCGGCCAACAGGCAGGCUAUCUCACCCACUCUCUGCCACACUACAAAGGCACGCAAUCCUUUUGACGCAGACGUGGAGGAAGGUUGUGCCUCUAAACCAAAAGACUUUUCUGCCUCUCCUACCGGUGCGGCAAUGACACAAUGA
This is a messenger RNA of Hydatigera taeniaeformis, 2472 nucleotides long. The record is from the annotation of a GenBank genome assembly. Lineage: Eukaryota; Metazoa; Platyhelminthes; Cestoda; Cyclophyllidea; Taeniidae.